Knipowitschia caucasica is the source of this 759-nucleotide messenger RNA. The record is from the annotation of a GenBank genome assembly. Lineage: Eukaryota; Metazoa; Chordata; Actinopteri; Gobiiformes; Gobiidae.
AUGUUUGUGGGGGGGUGGGGUUUUUUGGUUUGGUUGGGGUGUGGGGUGGGUGGUGUUGGGUGGUUUGGGGUGAAAGGGGGUGGGGGUUGGUGGUGUUUGAAUGGGGGGGUGGGUGUGUUUUUGUUGUGGGGGUUUGUGGGGGUUGUAUGGUUGGUGGUGUGGGUGGUGGGUUGGUGGUGUUUGUUGGGGGGUGGUUGUGUGGGUAUUUUUAGUUGGUGGGUGGGGUUGGGGUGGGGGGUGUGUGUUGGUUUGGGUGGGGUGGUGUUUGUAUUUGGUGUGUGGGUUUUUGUGUUUGUAUGUUUGUUUGUUUGGUUUUUGGUGGUGGUUGUGGUUUGUUUGUUUGUGGGGGUUUUGUAUGGUUGUGUUGUUUGUUUGUUUGGGGUUUUGUAUGUUUUGUGUGUGAUUGUUUGGGUGUUUGUAUUGUUGUUUUUUUGGGUGUGGUGUGUGGUGAAGUUGUUUGGGGGUGGGUGGGAUUGUUGUGGGUAUGUGAUUGGUUGUGGGUGGGGGGUGGAAGGGUGUGGGGUGGUGGUUGUGUGGAAGGUGGGGUGGGUGGGUGGUGGGUGUAGGGUGAAGGGGGGGGGGGGGGAGAAUGUUGAUGUAGAGGGGUUGUGUUGGUUGGGUUGGAGGGGGGGUUUGGUGAAAUGUAGGAGGGGUUGGUUUUGGUGGUUGGGGGUGGGGGGUUAUGGGGGAAAGUUGUGGGUUGGAGUGGGUGGUGUGUUGAUUAUAGGGGGGGAUAGGGGUGUUUUGUGGUGGGUUUGA